AUGCCGAAAAACAGGCGGCUGCGGCGGCGCCCGUCCACCCCCAACCUCAGCGACCUCACCCAGCACCCUCACCACCGCCGCUUCUUCACCGCUGACCCAGCGUCACCGCCCGAGACUCCAACCACAUCCCCGAGCCUGUCUCGCAAAAUCAGCUCCAAGCCUCGGCACCAGCCUCCGUUCGCUGAGUACGACGAUGAGCUGGUUGAUGACCCCCAUAUCAAGCCCGUAGGCAAUGGCCACCAGUUUAGCUAUCAGCCCACUUUUGGCCCCGACCAGCUAAGUCCUCGCUCGUCUUCCUCGCAUGGCGAUACCUCCUCCGCCGUGGACGAUUCCUCCUCCUCUGACGAUGAUUCAUCCGCGAGGGUGAGCGUUGUGAGUGCGCCCAAUGCCUCGAGCAUCAAGGACUUUGACGAUAAUGAGUCCAGCCCCAAGCUGGUGGAGUCCUCGGACUCUGAUGAGCCUGGUGGUGGCGCGGCCAAUGAUAAUGACGAUGAUGACGAUGACAUCGAUGAGGACCAGGGCGGAGCCAAUUACGAGCAGCAAUCCCAUACCCAUGUAACAGUCACCACUGCCGUCUUUGAAUUCACCCUGGAAGAGAUCGAUCCGAUGGACGACGAGUGGGAUGCGCUCGAGGUUCUCUACCCCUAUGAAAUCGAGCCACCAAGAAGUCGCUCCAGCUCGUGGCAUAAAGAGCUGGACAAGAACAUGGUGCGCGAGUUCAGAAACCUCAACUGCAGCGCAUCCACCUCUGACAAUGACAUCGAGCUUGACGGUGAAGAGGAUGCCUUUAUGCGGCACCAGCGAGAACUUAGACGCAGAAGGAGGGUUAGCAUGUCUAGCAGUGUUGGGAAGCGAACGCACAGUGAGCUGAGCGACUCGGACGAUGACUUUGGAUUCCUGGAUGUCAAUGACGUAGGGUCAAGCGCCAAGAGGAUGCGGAAGCGAUUGCACAGGAGUAGUCUGCUAUUCCAUGAUCCGCCGGAGCAGAUCGAGGAGCUUGAGGAGCCGGACUCCAGUGAGGAUGAGCCCCACGAGGAUCUCGCUCGGGAGCUCCCGUACUUCACUGUGGAGGUGAUGGAGGUCGAGUCUAGUUGA
Molecule: messenger RNA, 1095 nt
Organism: Clonostachys rhizophaga
Lineage: Eukaryota; Fungi; Ascomycota; Sordariomycetes; Hypocreales; Bionectriaceae
Source: the annotation of a GenBank genome assembly